CCUCUGUCUCUCUCUCUCUCUCCCAUGGGGCAAUCUGUCCCACAAGACAACAACCCUUCACACUGCACCUUUAUCAAUAACUUCAAUGUCCCUCCAGCACUGUUCUCACUGAUUUGUCCUCAAGCUGCCGCGCCUUGGCAACAAACAAUGCCUCACCUCACUUCUCAUUCUUCUCCUCUAACUUGCUCAUUGACCCUUUUCAUCGCCCUCAUACUCAUAUGCAGCCAGCUAAAUCGCUCUGCCGCAGCCGCAGCAGCCACAGCCGCCGCCAAUGCCACGAGCCGCCACCGCCAGAUGUCGUUUGGCUACUAUGCCAAGUCGUGCCCCCAGGUCGAGCAACUCGUCGGGGCGGUCACGAGCCAACAGUUCAAGGAAUCGCCGGUCUCCGGGCCGGCCACCAUCCGGCUCUUCUUCCAUGACUGCUUCGUUGAGGGAUGCGACGCGUCGAUAUUGAUAUCGAGCGAGCCGGGAAGCAAGGAGCUCGCCGAGAAGGACGCGAUUGACAACAAAGAUUUGAGGGCGGAGGGAUUCGAGACAAUCGCGAAAGCCAAGUCCUUGGUGGAAAACAAGUGCCCCGGGGUCGUUUCUUGUGCUGAUAUUCUUGCAAUCGCUGCCAGAGACUUCGUCCACCUGUCUGGCGGUCCGUAUUACCAAGUGAAGAAAGGGAGGUGGGACGGGAGGAUCUCAAUGGCCACAAAAGUGCCACCUAACCUCCCGCGAGCAAACUCGACCAUCGAUAAGCUCCUCAAGCUCUUCAACUCCAAGGGCCUAACCCUAGAGGACAUGGUGGUCCUCUCCGGUGCGCACACGAUUGGGUUCGCGCAUUGCGAGCAAUUCUUGAGCCGCCUCUACGACUACAAGGGCACAAAGCAACCCGACCCGAUGAUCGACCCAAGGCUCCUGAAGGCCUUGACGAUGUUGUGCCCGCACUUCGGGGGGAACAAGGACAUCAUCGCGCCAUUCGAUGUGACCACGCCGUUCGUGUUCGACCAUGCGUACUAUGCGAACCUCGAGGCCAAGCUAGGCCUGCUAGCCUCGGACCAGGCCUUGUUCUCAGACCCGAGGACAAGGCCCGUGGUGCAGGACUUGGCCAAGGAUAAGCAGAAGUUCUUUCAAGCUUUUGGAGCUGCGAUGGAGAAGAUGGGGUUGAUUGGGGUCAAGAGGGGGAGGAAGCAUGGGGAGAAGAGGAGAGAUUGUAACUUCCAUGGGUGAAUGUUAAUGCUUUUCUAUCUUUGUUUUCAAAUCUCUUAUUAUUGAUUCGAAAG
Molecule: messenger RNA, 1265 nt
Organism: Syzygium oleosum
Lineage: Eukaryota; Viridiplantae; Streptophyta; Magnoliopsida; Myrtales; Myrtaceae
Product: peroxidase 19
Exons: 3
Coding region: 25-1212 (395 amino acids)
Biological process (GO): response to oxidative stress; hydrogen peroxide catabolic process
Molecular function (GO): heme binding; peroxidase activity
Source: RefSeq, a predicted model, not a curated record